Molecule: messenger RNA, 1043 nt
Organism: Spinacia oleracea (spinach)
Lineage: Eukaryota; Viridiplantae; Streptophyta; Magnoliopsida; Caryophyllales; Amaranthaceae
Product: PITH domain-containing protein At3g04780
Exons: 8
Coding region: 125-658 (177 amino acids)
Source: RefSeq, a predicted model, not a curated record
AUUUAUCAUUUGUAAAAAACCUUUUACGCAAAAAUUGGUACGAGAGACAAGAAGCUGCAUUCCUAAUAUUCUCUUCUUUCCCCUCGAACAUUUUCUCUCUCUUCUACUGCUUGUCUAGUCCGCCAUGGCUGCCGAAUCCGCCUCUGCAAUUCAGAGAAGCCAAGUUGAUUUGCUGGAGCAUAUCGAUUGGAGGAGUGUCGAAUGUCUCAAUCAAAGCGGCAGCGAUUCUAUUGCCAACGCCCUUAAGCAGGGUUACCGUGAAGAUGAUGGCUUGAAUCUAGUUAGUGAUGCUGAUGAGCAACUUUUGAUCUACAUUCCGUUUACCCAAGUCAUAAAGCUGCAUUCUAUUGUUAUCAAAGGACCAGAGGAGGAAGGUCCUAAAACUGUCAAGCUUUACUCGAACAAAGAACAUAUGGGAUUUAGCAAUGUGAACGACUUCCCUCCUAGUGAUACAAUUGAUUUAUCAACUGAGAAUAUCAAGGGAAAGCCUGUAGUUGUGAAGUAUGUCAAAUUUCAAAAUGUUCGCAGCUUAACGAUUUUCAUUGAAGAUAAUCAGUCUGGAUCAGAGCUGACCAAGGUUCAGAAGAUUGUUCUGUACGGAACAACGGUUGAGACAACAGAUAUGAAGGGUUUGAAGAAGAUAGAUGACCAGCAUUAAAAUGCCAUCAAAAGGAGGAGCUGGAAUAUAAUUGGACAAAUGAUCGGGGUAUUUUAACCUUCCAGUCUUAUUUGGUUUUUCAAUAUUGGACUACACUAGCCAUGUAUUUGGCUGCAAAUGAAGAUUCAUACCUCAUAGCCGUGACAUCUUAUGUGUAAGAGUGCCCAGGAUGUGCUGCACUUCACAGCUUGCAGUUCUUUGAUGUGCCUUUUUUCACCUUCUGGUCCGAUUUGUGGACUGGACAGGCGAAGGCUGUUUAGGUGCAGACUAAACCUGACAUCAAAUAUAUCGGGAUUGGUCAACGAUUUAAAGUUUAGUGGAGUUUGGGUUCACAAACUGGUCCCAGACUGGAUCUUGGAUUGCAAUAUUCUCUAGUUUUCGUUUC